AUGAUAGUAGGACGUAGCGAAUGGUCGACAGAAGAAGCGUCAGGUACAACUUCUACAACAAGUAAUUGUAUUCAGUGUAGAUGUAGUACUUGCUCAUUAAUCUAUCUCCAGGUACAAGCACAACUACGACCACAACAACAACUUCAACGACAACCACUACAGAAACUACGACAACUUCAACAACAACAAGCACCACGAUCAGUACAACAACAACAACUAGCACAAGUAAACAAUAGUAGAACAUAG
This is a messenger RNA of Rotaria sp. Silwood2, 246 nucleotides long. The record is from the annotation of a GenBank genome assembly. NCBI's taxonomy places the organism in Eukaryota, Metazoa, Rotifera, Eurotatoria, Philodinida, Philodinidae.